Molecule: messenger RNA, 966 nt
Organism: Anopheles funestus (African malaria mosquito)
Lineage: Eukaryota; Metazoa; Arthropoda; Insecta; Diptera; Culicidae
Product: 26S proteasome non-ATPase regulatory subunit 10-like
Exons: 2
Coding region: 136-813 (225 amino acids)
Biological process (GO): protein ubiquitination; positive regulation of protein catabolic process
Molecular function (GO): protein binding
Source: RefSeq, a predicted model, not a curated record
UGCACGGCGUACGAAUGCCAUGAUGCGCGCUAUUUUUCUCGCACGUGGGUGACAGGUGAACGUCGCUGGUAAAUAUUGACAAGCCACAAUUUGUCCACAGUCACGGCGAGCGGUUCGAAACCAAAACAAUCCACGAUGAGUAGCCAAAGUACGUACUUCUACGAGCUGGUUCGCAAAACGGAAGAUGAGAUAGAUUUGACGCUGAAACAAACGCCAAAUGUUUUCACCGAUAAGGACGAGAGUGAUCGGUUGUUAAUCCACUGGGCAGCACUCGGUGGACGGGAGGCGCUUGUACAGUGUGCACUGGACCGGCAUCCAACUCAGCUGGAUGCGGAAGAUGAUUCCAAGUACACGCCACUUAUACUGGCCACCCUCGGUGGCCAUCUGGCGGUGGUGACGCUGUUAACAUUACGCGGCGCUAACCUCAACCAUCGCAACAAGCUCGGCCAUUCAGCCCUGCAAUACUCCUGCUCGAAAGGGUUCUUACCGAUCGCCAAGCAUCUGGUAGAGUUCGGUGCGAACGUUAACGUACUGGACGGUCUAAAUGAAACACCUCUGCACCGUGCUGCUACCCGCGGUAGCGAAGAACUCGUAACACUGCUACUAGAGAACGGUGCAAACCCGAACGUACAGAACAGCGUCGGCAACACACCGCUGCAUUUGGCCUGCGAGGAAGACCAACGUUGUUGUGCCCUGCGACUGCUUAAGGGCGGUGCCUCCACCUUCGUAGAGAAUCGGGACGACAAAACACCACUGGAUCUGGCAACGCGUGCAACGCAAACGGCACUCGCUAAUGCCGGACAGCCGAGUUGAUUUCGCUAAAGCGCAAAAAACGCGUACUGAGGAGUCAUCUUUACACUUACACUUUUAACACGCAUUUAUUCCGGACAGCGAUUUGGGACACGUGUCAAAACGCGUUAAAAUAUAUUUUAUUUUCACCCUUAAAACACUUCACUUUCCCGCGUU